AUGGGGCGAAAGCGGUCUUUGGGAUUUCAGGACGAGCUGAUCCCUUUCCAGGACGAAGGGGGCGAGGAGCAGGAGCCGAGCAGCGACAGCGUCUCGGCGCAGCGGGACCUGGACGAGGUCAAGUCGUCUCUGGUCAACGAGUCGGAGAACCAGAGCAGCAGCUCGGACUCGGAGGCGGAGAGGCGCCCGCAGCCUGCUCGGGACGCCUUCCAGAAGCCGCGGGACUAUUUCGCCGAAGUGAGAAGGCCCCAGGACGGCGCGUUCUUUAAGGGCCCUCCGUACCCAGGGUACCCCUUUCUGAUGAUCCCGGACCUGAGCAGCCCUUACCUCCCCAACGGACCCCUGUCUCCCGGAGGAGCGCGCACGUACCUGCAGAUGAAAUGGCCCCUCCUCGAUGUCCCCUCCAGCGCCACAGUCAAGGACACCCGAUCACCGUCCCCAGCACACUUGUCUAAUAAAGUUCCUGUUGUUCAACACCCACAUCACAUGCACCCGUUGACGCCCCUCAUCACCUACAGCAACGACCACUUCUCCCCUGGCUCUCCUCCCACACACCUCUCCCCAGAGAUUGAUCCAAAGACAGGAAUCCCCCGGCCCCCUCAUCCAUCUGAGCUGUCUCCAUAUUAUCCACUGUCUCCUGGAGCUGUCGGACAAAUCCCCCAUCCCCUCGGCUGGCUUGUCCCACAGCAAGGACAGCCCAUGUACUCCCUUCCUCCUGGUGGUUUCCGGCACCCCUACCCUGCCCUCGCCAUGAACGCCUCAAUGUCCAGCCUGGUUUCCAGUCGGUUCUCCCCUCACAUGGUGGCUCCGGCCCAUCCUGGUCUGCCCACCUCAGGGAUUCCCCACCCCGCCAUCGUGUCCCCCAUCGUCAAGCAGGAACCAGCACCCCCCAGCCUGAGCCCAGCUGUGAGCGCGAAAUCACCAGUCACAGUGAAAAAGGAGGAAGAAAAGAAACCCCACGUGAAGAAGCCUCUUAAUGCCUUCAUGUUAUAUAUGAAGGAGAUGAGGGCCAAGGUGGUGGCUGAGUGCACCCUGAAGGAAAGUGCAGCCAUUAACCAAAUCCUAGGAAGAAAGUGGCACAACCUGUCCCGAGAAGAACAAGCCAAGUACUACGAACUGGCCCGGAAGGAGCGGCAGCUUCACUCCCAGCUCUACCCGACCUGGUCGGCCCGGGACAACUACGGUAAGAAAAAGAAGAGGAAGAGAGAGAAGCAGCUGUCGCAGACACAGUCCCAGCAGCAAGUCCAAGAGGCAGAGGGUGCUCUGGCCUCCAAAAGCAAGAAGCCAUGUGUUCAGUACCUGCCCCCUGAGAAGCCCUGUGACAGCCCUGCCUCUUCCCAUGGCAGCAUGCUGGACUCCCCAGCUACCCCCUCUGCAGCCUUGGCCUCACCGGCUGCCCCUGCUGCAACCCACUCAGAGCAAGCCCAGCCCUUGUCCCUCACCACCAAGCCAGAGACCCGGGCCCAGCUGGCUCUCCACUCGGCUACCUUCCUGUCAGCUAAGGCUGCAGCCACCUCCUCUGGCCAGCCCCCACUCCUCUCCCGGCCCCUCCCCCUCGGGUCCGUUCCCACGGCUCUGCUGACUUCUCCCCCUUCCUUCCCAGCCACGCUUCAUGCCCACCAGGCCCUCCCAGUACUCCAGGCCCAGCCUCUUUCCUUGGUCACCAAGUCUGCCCACUAAGCUGCCCUGUGAUCUAUGCAGGCUGUCAGGUGACCCAUCAAGUAGUAAUGAUACAGAAGUAAAAAAAAGGAAACUUUAUUGGUCAAUAUUUGACCACUCUGGACUGUUCUGUAAAGUGACUGGUAACAGCAGCACUUUACAUUUUGUAGAUGUAACCAGUAGCUGACCUUAAGCUUUUUUAAAAAAACAAAAAACAAAAAACAACAACAACAACAACAAAAAUCUUUAAAAGAAAAAGUACUGAAAAGUAGUGUGUCAUUCUUCCUGUAUGUGCAGUGGUGGAUGGACCUGGGCAGAAGACCCUUUUCUCUCUACCUCUGGCACUUUCUGCCCUCCUCCCUCUUCUCAUCGGCUCCACAUGCCCCAGCUCCCGCAUCCAGUCUGCAUGGUGGCUGGCCAUUGCUGCAAUUUCUGUCCUGUUGCUUCUUUGUCUAGAUCCCAUUCCUGGACAUUUCCUUUUAUCUCACCGAAGUUUUUCUCUUUUGUUCAAUUCUGUGAGUUUCUACCUUCAUCUUCUUUGUCCCCUGCCCAGUGUAAGGCUGUCACCACAUGAGAAGACACCUUUGCCUGGUUUGUCUCUACCAGCAUCACCUUUCCCUCAGUAGGCCCUAACCUGCCAGCCUCCAGCUUCUGGUGGCAAAAGAGGCCUUCUGAAAUGGUUCUUCCCCACAUUUAAAGGGACUCAAGGUGCCUGCCACUUCCUUAGUGACGAAGUCUGUGUUCUGCCCCUUUGCCAGUCAAGAUCUCCUUUUCACAGUCCCAGCAUGGCAUACAGGACCUGCUCCAAGGUCUGGUUCCUGUCUCCUGGGUCAGUGCCAGCACAGUCUGCCAAAGUUCUAAAGACCCUCCUCCCUCCCCCAUCACCUCACGUGCUUCUAUGUGUAUUUCUUUUUGUUUUUAUGGGGGUUUUUUUUUGAAGCAAUUUAAACUCCCAAUGAGCUGUUUAUUUUCACAAAAGAAAAUAAAAUUGCAGUUGCAAGACCUUU
Pteropus alecto (black flying fox) is the source of this 2666-nucleotide messenger RNA. It is a transcript of the gene TCF7L1, whose product is annotated as transcription factor 7 like 1. NCBI's taxonomy places the organism in Eukaryota, Metazoa, Chordata, Mammalia, Chiroptera, Pteropodidae. Bases 1 to 1680 code for a protein of 559 amino acids. The transcript is spliced from 13 exons. The record is from RefSeq and is a predicted model, not a curated record. Gene Ontology annotation, molecular function: RNA polymerase II cis-regulatory region sequence-specific DNA binding; DNA-binding transcription factor activity, RNA polymerase II-specific. Gene Ontology annotation, biological process: canonical Wnt signaling pathway; regulation of transcription by RNA polymerase II. Gene Ontology annotation, cellular component: beta-catenin-TCF complex.